Messenger RNA from Cylas formicarius (sweet potato weevil), 778 nucleotides. RefSeq names its product hybrid signal transduction histidine kinase D-like. The transcript has 3 exons. Gene Ontology annotation, molecular function: chitin binding. The coding region runs from base 45 to 704 and encodes 219 amino acids. Lineage: Eukaryota; Metazoa; Arthropoda; Insecta; Coleoptera; Brentidae. Gene Ontology annotation, cellular component: extracellular region. The record is from RefSeq and is a predicted model, not a curated record.
GUUGAUUUGGCGACACAUGAACAAUAACGAAUUGAUAGAUCAAAAUGAAAUCUGCGGUAUCAGUAUUAGUGGGUUGUGCCGUCAUUGGUGCAGUUUUUGAAACUGCAUCAGCUGUAAAAUGCUUGUCUCAAUAUGUUCCACAUCCUACUGACUGUGGAAAAUUUUACGAGUGCUCAAACGACCGCCUGUAUCCUUUCACUUGUUCACCUGGACUAUACUUCAGUCGAACUCUUGACGUCUGCGUUUGGCCUCUUGAGUCGGGAUGCGUCAACAGAGAUCCAAGAAGCAAUGGCGCCAGCAUCAAAACAACUUGCAUCUCUCAGUACAUUCCCCACCCGGCAGAUUGCAGAAAGUUCUUUGAAUGUUCCAACGGGGAAUUGAGAGAGUUUAUCUGUCCAGAAAAUUUGGAAUUUAGUUCAACUCUUGAAGUGUGCAUUUGGGCUUCCGAAUCCGGUUGUAUAUCUCGUAAACCCCAUGGAAGCGGCAACAAUAACAACAACAAUGGUAACAACAAUUCGAAUGGAGAAAAUAACAACAAUAACAACGGAAAUAACAACUCAAAUGGAAACAAUAACAACAACAAUGGAAAUAAUAAUUCUAACGGUAACAAUAAUAACAACAACGGAAACAAUAAUAGUAAUGGAAACAAUAAUAACAACGGCCAGGGCAAUAAUGGAUUUCAGAACAAUGUUACACCAUUUUAACAAAAUGUGCCCGCCAUGUUUAUGAUGUUUAAAUUUUGUGUAUGUAUUUUGAUAUAAAUUGUUCGUUUUUAAAA